This is a messenger RNA of Gossypium arboreum, 1712 nucleotides long. RefSeq names its product WUSCHEL-related homeobox 11-like. Gene Ontology annotation, biological process: adventitious root development. The record is from RefSeq and is a predicted model, not a curated record. NCBI's taxonomy places the organism in Eukaryota, Viridiplantae, Streptophyta, Magnoliopsida, Malvales, Malvaceae. Gene Ontology annotation, molecular function: DNA-binding transcription factor activity; DNA binding. Bases 115 to 873 code for a protein of 252 amino acids. The transcript is spliced from 2 exons.
ACUGUGUAUUCAUGUGCUUUGGUAUUUUUUUUGUCCUAUAUUCUUAAACCUAGGUUUCAGCUUGAAGGAACUAUUUUCGUUUCUUUGCACUAUUAUUUUCUUCAUUUCAAAUUUAUGGAAGAUCAAGCUCCGGACCCUAAUGGUCCGAGCCAUGGUUCAGAGAGAAGUGAACCAGUAAGGUCAAGAUGGACACCAAAACCAGAACAAAUCCUCAUACUAGAGUCCAUCUUCAAUAGUGGCAUGGUUAACCCUCCUAAAGAUGAAACUGUGAGAAUAAGGAAGCUGCUUGAGAAAUUCGGGUCUGUUGGUGAUGCUAAUGUCUUUUACUGGUUCCAAAACCGACGUUCGAGGUCUCGUCGCCGGCAACGACAACAGCUGUUAGCUGCUGGUGUACGAGAACAAAGGAAUAACCAAUCAGAAAUACUCGGUAACGGUGGUGGCGGCGGUGCAAUUCAGUAUGAAAAUAAUGAGGUUUCUAUGGGGUUUGCAAAUUCUCCUCCAAACUUUGCUUCUUUCCUAAUUGGUCCUUCUUCUUCAUAUGGUGUUAUGAAUGAUGAUGGAAUGGGAAAUCUUCUCUCAAUGUCCUCUCAAAUGGGGUUUCAAGGAAAUGGAGAAAGCUCAAACAUUACAUCAGUUUUAUGCCCUUCAGAAACUUCAAAUUUGCAGUAUCAAUCUGGGUUCAUCACAGUGUUCAUCAAUGGAGUCCCAACAGAAGUUCCAAGGGGUCCACUUGACAUUAAAGCUAUGUUUGGUGAAGAUGUAAUGUUGGUCCACUCUUCUGGUUUGCCUCUUCCCAUGAAUGACUUUGGUUUUUUGCUUGAGAGUUUGCUCCACGGUGAAAGCUAUUUCCUUGUAAGUUCAUUUGGAACAUAAAGUAUUUUUUUUCUCUAGGUUAAAAUGUGUCACAAGUCCUUCUACUCUUCACAGUUUUGGAAUUUAGUCCCUAUACUUUUAUUUCUAGGGAUUUAGUCUUUUUAUUUUCCAGAUUUCAAAAUUCAGGUUCAAUUGUUAAUACUAUUGCUCUUUUUUUGUUAAAUAUAUUGGUGUGACAUUUUGAAAGAUUUAAAAAAUACUAAUUUAGUAGUCAUGUAACUAAAAAAAUGUGUUGUAAUGAACUUGAAUUUAACAAAAUAGUUUUAACACUAUUAACAAUUGUACCUGAAUUUUGAAAUAUGAGAAGUAAAAAGAUUGAAUUUCAAAAUUUUCAAAAAAGUACAGGGAUUUAUGGUGUAUUUGAACUUUUUUCUUUAUUAUAUAGACACCCUUUUAGAACAUUAUGAUGGGAAUUUAAAAAAGUGUAUGUAGUUUUAAUUAUUUCAUGUUGUUUAGGUCUCACCAUUAAGUAAAUGAUAAUUUUGUUACCAUAAAAAAAGCAUGAUGAAAUUAAUUCUAAUACCAUAGGCUAAGGACUUACAUGGUAGAGUGGUAAAUUAAUCUUUUCACCCUAUAUCUAUUCAUUUCAUGUGUUUUUACCCUAUCAAGCACAAAGUAAAAGUGAGAUAUUUGGCAAUUACAUAAAAGAAUAUACAUAUGCUUGAUUAUUACAGGUUUCAAGAACAAGUUGAAGAGGAAAUAAAGUUGGAAACUAGUGGGAGAAAUUUAUGAUAAAUAUGGCAUGCUAUGCAACAAAGAGUUACAAGACCCCCCCUAAUUGCCCUAUCUAUUUUGUUCUUAUUUAUAUCUCUUCCCCUAAAUAUUAUUAUUUUUGUUCA